Messenger RNA from Adineta ricciae, 1722 nucleotides. The record is from the annotation of a GenBank genome assembly. Lineage: Eukaryota; Metazoa; Rotifera; Eurotatoria; Adinetida; Adinetidae.
AUGGCAUCGAACGACGAUCUUUUCAAAUCAUCAUGGGCAUUUUUUACAAUUUCUAUUAUGUUUUUCCACCUGAAUCAUUUAGCGAAUGCUCAUAAUCCGUGUCAAUCAUCGCCAUGUGGUCCAGUUGGAAAAUGUAUUGUAACAAAUACGCCUGGCAUACCAUAUUACUGCCGAUGUCCAGAUGGACAAAAUACAAUGUUUCGAUGUGCCGACUCAAAUCCAUGCCAGCCUAAUCCUUGCGGUCCUGGAAAAUGUGAAGUGACUGCAGAUAUGCAAAAUGGGUAUAUCUGUCGAUGUCUCGAUGGUACAAUUGAGUUGACCAAUUGCUCAACACCGAAAAAUCCUUGUGCAAUAUUGCCCUGUGGACCAAAUGGACGAUGUAUAUCCCUAUCUGCAGCACCGAAAGGUUAUAUGUGUAUGUGUCAAAAUGAUGGUCUUAGCUUUACCACUAUCGAUACAUGCCCAAAAACAAACUCAAUUUGUACCCGUCUAACAUGUCGAAAUGGUGGCACUUGUGUCGCAUACUCAGCUAAUGAACCUUCUUGUAAUCCUGCCCAAAUCGGAUCUGUUUGUUGUCAAUGUCCUCCAAAUUAUACGGGUGCGCGAUGUGAACGAGAACUUGACUUCUGCAUAUCGAAUCCGUGCAAAGCAAACGGACGUUGUCUGUCAGGUAAAUCUGGGUAUCAUUGUCAAUGUUACGAAGGAUUUACAGGCGAAAAUUGCGAAGCGCGAAUAGUCAGUUCAGGUUGUUUAUCAAAUCCAUGUACUAUUGGUAUCUGCUACCAAUUAAAUCAAAAUGGACAAGCAUACGUCUGUAUCUGUCCAGAUGGCACAUUGAGUCUUUCAUGUACUUCAACCAAUACUACGCAAACUCCAUCGGUUGUAUCAACACCACCAGUACAGACAACGACUACUCCUGUGUCAACACUGCUGUUUAGCAAUAAUGCUAAAUAUGGUGGUGGUGUUAGCAAUGGAAAUAUUCUCCGACCUGUAUCUAUUUGUAUUCCAUCAGCGCGGUCAACAUGCAACGGUGGACAAUGUAUAUUGAGUCCCGAAGGAGCAUAUGUCUGUCGAUAUAUCAAUGAAUGUGCAUCGAAUCCAUGUUUGGGUGGUGGUAUAUGCUACGAUUUAGUUAAUGCAUACUCCUGCUUUUGUUCCGAUCGAGUCUUCCGAUCACAAUGCAAUACGACUAGUGUUCAACCAGUAGUUUCCAAUCCGCCCGUUUUAAUGAGUACUAGUAAUCACAAAAUAGCACACAAUCAGGGUGAUAAAUCUUUACCAGCUGAAUGCUUUUGCCGUAAUGGUGGUCUAUGCGUCACGAGUCAAAUGGGUAGAAAAUUUUGUCAAUGUCCUAAUGGCUUUACCGGAGUGUCAUGCGAAAUAUCUGCUGCAUCUGCGAUGAGUCCUGGUCAAUUGGCUUGUAGUCAGUCAUUGUGCCAAAAUGGCGGCACAUGCCAAGAACAAGGAUUAAGUGCUAUUUGUACUUGUAAACCAGGUUUUACUGGUCAACGUUGCGAAUCAGAAUAUUUUCGAUGUCAAGCCAACGGUCGUUUCGCUGAUACAUCAAGCUGUAAACUAGGUCGAUAUUUCGAAUGUGUCUAUUUCGGACAAUAUGAUUUGGGUUUACCAAACGGUGUUCUCUAUAGUCGUAGUUGUCCACCUGGUCUUUGGUUCAAUGCAUUGAAUGAUCGAUGUGAUUAUCCAAGUGCUGUCCAAUGUUGA